Messenger RNA from Episyrphus balteatus (marmalade hoverfly), 2434 nucleotides. RefSeq names its product nuclear hormone receptor HR96 (gene Hr96). The record is from RefSeq and is a predicted model, not a curated record. Gene Ontology annotation, molecular function: zinc ion binding; RNA polymerase II cis-regulatory region sequence-specific DNA binding; nuclear receptor activity. NCBI's taxonomy places the organism in Eukaryota, Metazoa, Arthropoda, Insecta, Diptera, Syrphidae. The transcript has 4 exons. The coding region runs from base 103 to 2226 and encodes 707 amino acids. Gene Ontology annotation, biological process: positive regulation of transcription by RNA polymerase II; negative regulation of transcription by RNA polymerase II; cell differentiation.
AAUUAUUAUUAUUGUUAUGAACCAAACAAAAUCGAAACAAAAUACAACAAAUCCACGACAAAAUAAAUAAUUUUUAAGGUAAAGAAAAAAUUAUUUGUUUGAAUGCAAACCAAUAACAUGCCACCAUCUAAAUGUUGCAUGGUCUGUGGCGAUAAAGCCCUUGGCUACAAUUUCAAUGCAAUCACUUGUGAAAGUUGCAAAGCCUUUUUUCGACGAAAUGCACUCGCUAAAAAAUCCUUCUCCUGUCCAUUCAAUCAGAAUUGCGAAAUUACCGUUGUCACUCGAAGAUUCUGUCAAAAAUGUCGCCUCAAAAAAUGUUUCGACAUUGGCAUGAAAAGCGAAAAUAUUAUGUCCGAAGAGGACAAACUAAUUAAGCGUAAAAAAAUCGAAAACAAUCGUCAAGCUAAACGAAAGACACCUUCGUCGUCGUCGUCGUCGGGGGGCAAAGUCGACGAUGAGUCGUCUGUUUUAGAUAAAAUCAAACGCGAGGACAUUCCCGACGGCGGCGGCGGCAACAGCUUCGGCUCUGACCAAUACACAUCACACGAUUCACAAAGUUGUAAUUCUUUUGAAUCUGACAAUUUGCAACAAUCCACAGCUCGAUCGAGCAGUUGUAAUAGUCUUGACAUAAGUCAUGAAAACAUGACAAGUUCGCAAAUUGUCGAUUUUAUAGUAAAUGACCCUGAUCAAGCCUCGCAAGCUAUUAGUCGUUUAAUGAAGACGCCUAAAGAUGCCAUUGUUACCCUUGAAAAAGUCAUAAACGCUCAGAGUGAUGCUUUGCGUUUAAUAAGUCACUUGAUAUCAUUUCCUGGAGAUGCUUUAAAAAUCAUAAGCAAAUUAAUGAAUUCGCCUUUUGAUGCCUUAACAGUAUUUACGAAAUUCAUGAGUUCGCCAACAGAUGCGUUGGAAAUUAUAUCAAAGAUUGUUAGUUCACCCCAGGAUGUUUUACAGUUUGUAAAACAGUUGAUGGAUAGUCCUGGGGAUGCUUUAGAUAUAAUGACAAAAUUUAUGAAUACUCCUGUGGAAGCACUGCGAAUGAUUAAUAAAAUGGUUAAAAGCACAAAUAAAGGUGAUGAGGGAUCUACCACCUCCUCCUCUCAGGUGGAUUCACAGUUACCUGAAAUGAGUACGAGUAUGUCGCCGACGACAACGGCAGAAGAUGCCAUUAUUAAUUCAAUGCUUAGCACAAAUAGUUGUGGUAGCAAUCAUAGUAGCACUGCCAAUAGCAACCAAGAAGAUUAUUUUGUGAUGACGACGAAUGAUUGUUCGGAGUUGGAUCCAUCGGAAGGAGCGACGGCUUCGAUACCAUCAAUACCAGAUGGAGAAGCUUUAGAAUCACCUGUGAAUAUGGAUGGUAGCAAUGGCGAACAAGCUACUAAAGAAAAUGAUAAAAAAAAUUCAUUGGAAGCAGUUUUGUAUGAGGUCAUACAAAUUGAAUAUGAAAUGGCAAAUUCAAUACCACAAACAUGUAAUUUUGUUAAUCGAGAAUUAAAUGAGGCUGAGUUGCAGAAACUGAAUGAGUUGAAACUAGCCAAUAAGGCGUUAUAUUAUCCAGUUGAUGAGGAUUUGUCUUCGUUGAUAAUGGAUGAUAGUCGAAUAAAGCCGGAAGAGGGUCAACAAGAUCCACAACUUCUAAAAGUGAUAAAUCUAACAGCUGUUGCAAUUAAACGUCUAAUAAAAAUGUCGAAAAAAAUUGCUGCCUUCAGAAAUAUGUGUCAGGAGGAUCAAGUUGCUUUGCUCAAAGGUGGCUGCACAGAAAUGAUGAUUAUGCGUUCAGUGUUAUCUUAUGAUGGUGAUGGAGAUACCUGGAAGAUUCCCCAUAGUAGAGGUGAUAUGUCAAGUAUAAAAGCAGAUGUGCUCAAAUUGGCAAAAGGAAAUGUUUAUGAAGAACAUGAACGAUUUAUACGAACGUUUGAUCAUAAAUGGCGAAUGGAUGAAAAUAUUAUUUUAAUAUUAUGUGCCAUAGUUUUGUUCACACCGACACGUGCCCGCGUCAUACAUUGUGAUGUAAUUAAGUUGGAACAGAAUUCCUACUAUUACCUUCUGCGAAGGUAUUUGGAAAGUGUUUAUCCCGGCUGCGAAGCGAAAUCGACAUUUAUCAAAUUAAUACAAAAAAUAUCAGACGUUGAGCGUUUGAAUCAAGUUAUAAUUGGAGUCUAUCUAAAUGUUAACCCAUCACAAGUAGAACCACUUUUAAGAGAAAUUUUUGAUCUUAAAAAUCAUUAAAUAGUAAAAAACAAAAAAAAAGCUAAUGCCACACACCAGCUCUUUUCAGAAGCUAUAUAAAAUAAAAAUACAACUCGUCAAAAUAAAACAAAAUAUCAGAGCUCUUCUGUAUAACGUGCAAUCUUUUCAUAUUUUAAUGAAACUAAAAAAAAAUCUAUUUUUGUUGAAAUCAUAAUAAAUGUUACAAAUUAUUUUGAAUAAUAUUAAA